This is a messenger RNA of Theobroma umbraticum, 4697 nucleotides long. Its product is annotated as S-adenosyl-L-methionine-dependent methyltransferases superfamily protein. The record is from RefSeq and is a predicted model, not a curated record. Lineage: Eukaryota; Viridiplantae; Streptophyta; Magnoliopsida; Malvales; Malvaceae. Gene Ontology annotation, biological process: polyamine biosynthetic process.
CGUACUAUAACGAUCCAAAGUAACAUUGAUUUUGGAACAAAGGCCUUGGCACUUCCCACUUUGCACUAGUUUUAAAGAAAAGGAAAAAGCAAUGGCCCUAGACAUCUCCAUUUUCGAAACCAUACACCCCUCCCGCUUCCUGUCCUUCACCAUCCCCAACCCCGAUCCUUCUCACUCUUCUCCACUCAUCCGAAUAGCCAUCCUCGACUCUCCCCUCCAACCGCCCACCCCCUCCUCUUCCUCCCUUUCUGCUCCAAACGUCGCCGCCAUGUUCGUCCCCAAACACCGUGAGUCCGACUGGCUUUUCUCCACUGAGUCCGGCCACCUGCAACUCCUCCUCUCCUCCCCCAACAUCCAACGCCUCAUAUUAAUCGGACAGCAAGCCAUCGUCGACGACCCUAAUUCACCUUCCAUCUACCGUCGUCCCAUCGAUUCCGAUUGUUUAAACAACCUCGAAAUGACGCUAAAGCCACUGGUAAUUGCUUUAUCUCCUAAAGAUUACUUUAAAUAUGGAAAUUUGGAAGUACCAAUCUUGAGUUAUGAAGACAAUGUUAUUUCUAGCUUAGUCUUAGAGAAAUGUGUUGGGAACUUUGUCGGUGAAAUGCUUGUUGAAGAUGUUGAGAUAGAGAGUACUAAUCAAAAAAGGGAAUUUAGGAGGAGAUUGAGGUUUAAAAGGAUGCCUAAUUUGGUUCAGACGGAGAUUCGAAUUGUGCCCAAGACGGUUCAUUGUUUGGAUUCAGUAGAAAUAGGAGGGAAUAAUAAUAUAGAGUUUAGCCCCGAUUUGGGGGUUUUGGUGCAUGUUUAUUUGGUGCCAAUGGUGGCUAGUCUUGCUUUGGUUGGCUCAUGGAUCGAUGAACGUUUUCAGGUUGGGUUUAGGCCGAAAGCUUUGUGUCUUGGGGUUGGAGGUGGUGCUGUGGUUGGGUUUUUGAAAACACAAUUGGAUUUUCAGGUUGUUGGUGUUGAGGCUGAUAAGGAGGUGUUGAGGGUUGCACAAAAGUAUUUUGGAUUGGAGGAUGGGGAUUUUAUUCAGAUUUGUGUCAGAGAUGGUAUGGAACUUAUGGAGAAACUUGCUUGUGGAGAUAGUUAUUGUGAAGGAGUUGGCCAUAUUGAGCCUCAGUUUGAUGUUAUUAUGGUUGAUUUGGAUUCUAGUGAUCUGAGGAAUGGUGUUAGUGCUCCCCCCUUGGAAUUUGUUAGGAAGGACGUUCUUUUGGCUGCUAGAUCAAUUCUUUGUGAAUCUGGAAUUUUUGUUAUUAAUGUGAUCCCUCCAAGUAGGUUGUUUUAUGAGAGGUUGGUGCAUGAUUUUCGGGAGGUUUUUCCUGAGUUAUAUGAAAUAGAUGUUGGAAAUGGAGAGAAUUUUGUUCUAAUAGCGAAGGCUUUGCCUACUGCAUCUUCGAUUAGUGAUUGUGAAAAUAAUUUUCUUAAAAAACUGAGACUCGCAAUUUCAGGAGCAUAUAUGGAAUCCAUGAAGAGAAUUUGAGAUGCAAUGUCUACUGGAAACAAUGAAUCUGCCGGUUCUGAUUGAGCAAUAUGAAUUUUUUAAGAUUGUAUUCAAGGAAAAGGUUUGCUUCAUGAGGUUGAUGAAGAAGAACCCCUUCGCCCUUGGAUUGACUGAUUGAAACUUCUCCUCAAGAUAUGUGGGAGUUUGCUGUGCUUGUUUGGGUUUGAAACAAGAAGGUAUGAUUGUUUUACGCAGCCAUAGCUAUGAUUUCUGGAGCUUUUUGAUUUUGAGAUUUCCAUUGAUAUUUGACAUGUUACAAAUUCUUAGGAAAUUGCUAAUAGUCCAGUUUGUUUUUGUUUCAGUUUUGCAAGAAUGAAAACUUAUCUAAAUUACAGACUAAUUUGUGUAAAAUAUUUGUAUACCUUGAUGACGUUAUAGAUUAUGAAAACCCAUAAAAAAAAAAUGAGAUGGUUAUAUUUUUUAUUUCUAUUUCAUGAAUUAUUUAUUUUUAAAGCAUUUAACAGGGAUAUAAUAAAAAAACAUAUGUAUACAAAAUUAUUACUUUAUACUAGUAAUAUUAAUAAUGUACUACACAUGAAAAUGCAAUACUAUAUUCUUUUCUUAAGAUUUAUCCUGUUUUUAAGUGUUUAUCUUGCUUUAGUAAUUAUAGUAAAAUAAGGAUGCUUUACCUUAAAGAUUUUUUUUCCCUUUUUAUUUUAUAGGUUGCAUUAGUGAAGUAAAAAUUCUUUACCUCCCAACCAUCAAGCACCUCUUCUAUUGAUUAUAAGAACUAUUUUUAAUAACUAUAAAACAAUUACAAUGGUAUAUAUAUCAAAUUUAAUAAAAAGUGAAAGGGUAAUAUAGUGUUCAAAAAAGUUUCUUAACUCUGAAGCCCCAUUUAUAAAUGGUAUAGAUAAAGCUAAUCAAAGGCUAGACAAGCUUGCUUCCUUUCUACAGGUCUGUUUUUCUGCAUUUCCCUUCCAGCUGAUUGCUGCCUCCUUGUCCCUUUUAUUUUUUUUAUUUUUAUUAUUUUCAGUAAAUAUAAAAAGUUUCUUUUGUGGCUCAAUGAAAUGCUGCUGUUUCUUUUCUUUUUACAUGCUGAGCCAGACUCUCUAUCUAGAUUUGCGAUUUGCUCGAAUGCUCCCAAAUCUAUCACCUUCGCCUUUCGUAUCAGCAGUAUUUGCUUCUCUCCAUAUCUUCCCAACUUUCAAGAUCUUUCUGUGUCUGAAUCCAUUGAAAAUACAGACUUUUUUUUUUUUGCAAAGUGAAAAUACAGACUUUAUUUCAAAAAAUUCUUCAAAUGAAAUGGGAGUAAUAAGUCAGAAAAAACUAAACCCAAAUACUCAAAAUAGCAUAUUGUGCUGUUACUCUCACCUCCUUCUCCCACCUCCAAGUCAACCACACAUACAAUGAUUGACAAGAACCAAUCCUUGUGGCUGUAAAUCACGCAUGCAAAGUUUUUCAAAAAGAUGCAAGUUUCAACCUGAAUAAGAAUAAGUGGGAAAUGAACGAGAAGAAAGUGGACAGCUGGCCAUUUUACAUGCCAUUGAGAAAAGAUGAGAAAACUAGCAUGGAAUGAAAGGUGAUUGGUUUAAGGCUAAACAUGAUGGGAGCUCCUCCCUCAUGUGGUUGCACAUUUCCUUUUUCUUAAAGCAUGCUGGCAGUUGAAAGGUUUAAACAUUUUAAGUGUAGAUAGUUCAUACUUUGAUGAAUUUUAUAGGUUUGAGUGUGAAAUUGUAGCUCAUAUCAAUUAUCUUGCAUAUGCAUAUUUUACUAUAUAUCAUCUUUGUAACUUGGAAUAAGUGAAGAAAAAAGAAAUGUUUUUAAAAAGAAACAGUAAAUAUAGUGUCAGUUAAAAAAAAAAGUAAAAUAAAACAAAGUAAACUUGUUGCAGAGGGAGGUGUAAGUGAACCAGUACGCUUGUUUAACAGCUUGUGAACAUGUUUGGGUUAGGCUGGUUUAUGUGUGUUUAAUAUGGUAAAUGAAUGAUUUGACUAGAUUUUAGUGUUUGUUUAAUAAACAAGCCGAGCAUGAACUAAUAUGAGUUCAGUUUGUUCUUGUUCACAAACAAACUCAUUUAUUAGUCUAUUAAAAAAUAAUAUAAUUAUAAUUUUUAAUAACUCUUUUACAACUUUAUAGUUAACAACCAUGAUUUUUACUCUUUUCUUUUAUUUGAUAGCGACACCAGCCAUUUAGGCUUUUAGCCUUUUAGUGUUUCAACUUUCAACUUUCAAGUGCAGUUGUCUCUCCAGUCUCAAGCCCCACUACCGAUAGGCAACAAUGCGGUUCUCAACCUCGGUCUUCACAUACAGCUGCUUUCUCUUGCUCAUUCUUUUUGCCUUAUUUCUUCUCUCUAAUCUCUACACAACCACUCAAUGCUCUUAUCUCUUAUCUUGGGGGAGGCCACAAAGAGUUCAAGGGAGAAAGCAUCUUAAUUAGCAAUCUCUCCUUUGUUGUAUUUUUCUCUUUUUAUAUUGAUUUUGGUUGAUUUGGAUUUUUGUGGGUUUUAUUACGAAUCUUUAAGGGUGUUUGGUUAUUAUCUUGGAAUUUGUCAACUGUGAAUUUUUUAUAUGAUUAUUUUUAUAGCUGCUGAAAUUUUGUUUUGUUGAUUGUGUGUGUUAAACCAUAAUUUAGCAUUUUAUUCUAGGCAUUUAUCUUCUGCUCCAAAAGGAAAGCAAAAGUAACUUUGCGGCACUGAUUGGUACCAGAAUUUCUAUCGACUUGAAUGAAAAGCAAAAGCUACUAUCAGUUUUUUCUUUUACUUAUUUUAGAUUUGAAAUUUUAUAAUGUUUUUCACAAUUUCAUGUUACAUAUUUAUUAUAGAGUAAGGAAGAAGUUAAAUAGAUUUCACCUUGUUGAAGGUUAUUUAGUCUCAACUUUUAAAGGUAAGCAUUCUUGUAUUCUUAAUUUUCGUCCUUAAUUUUUGGUUACCGUGUAAAUUUCUUUUUAUGUAUGUUGUUUCCUAAAAUUUUUUGUUCCAUUUAUUUUGUGAAAUAGGAUUCUCGUAUGGCACUUUGGUGGAAGAACUCUUUUGGAUGAAUUUUUAUAACUCUUGUUGUUUUUGUUUCCAAAGAAUGGAGAAUUUGUAUUUAAAGUUGUCUUGGACUGAAAAGCUGUUGAAGAUUUAGUUGUCUGGAUGUUUUUGAUGUAUUAUAUUUUAUGUGGGAUAUCUUGCUUAGGAGCUUUUUUCGUAAUGGCCAGUUUUAUUUUAUUCUUGAAACUCUUUUAAGGAUUUCUUCUAAUAUGUUUUGAAUGGUGU